GGAGCCCAGGGCGCCGCAUCCUGGCGCUGGCCUCCGACGCCGCUGCGGCCACUGCCGUCGGGGAAGGUCCCAGCGCUGACAUGACCUCGCGCGGCGCUCGCCCGGGCCCAAGCUCCCGGCGUCCCGCGCAGUAGCCCCGCGAAGAGGCGGACUCGACGGUGCCGACCGCGCAGAAAAUCAGGCGGGCGGCAUGGAGGCGGCGCACCUGCUCCCGGCCGCCGACGUGCUGAACCGCUUCUCGGUGAGGGUCGAGAGCGGCCUGAGGCCGGAGCAGGUGUCUGGCGCGCGGGAGCGCUACGGCCCCAACGAGCUCCCAAAUGAGGAAGGGAAGUCCCUGUGGGAGCUGGUGCUGGAGCAGUUUGAGGACCUCCUGGUGCGCAUCCUGCUGUUGGCUGCCCUGGUCUCCUUUGUCCUGGCCUGCUUUGAGGAGGGUGAAGAGACAGCAACAGCCUUCGUGGAGCCCCUGGUCAUCAUGCUGAUCCUCGUGGCCAAUGCUGUCGUGGGCGUAUGGCAGGAACGCAAUGCUGAGAGCGCCAUUGAGGCCUUGAAGGAGUAUGAGCCUGAGAUGGGCAAGGUGAUCCGCUCAGACCGCAAAGGUGUGCAGAGGGUCCGUGCCCGGGACAUCGUCCCUGGAGACAUCGUGGAGGUGGCAGUGGGGGACAAAGUACCCGCUGACCUUCGCCUCAUCGAGAUCAAGUCCACCACACUGAGAGUGGACCAGUCCAUCCUGACAGGUGAAUCCGUGUCUGUGACCAAGCACACUGAUGCCAUCCUGGAUCCCAGAGCUGUGAACCAGGACAAGAAGAACAUGCUCUUCUCCGGCACCAAUAUCGCAUCGGGCAGGGCCCUGGGUGUGGCGGUGGCCACAGGCCUGCACACGGAGCUGGGCAAGAUCCGGAGCCAGAUGGCGGCAGUGGGGCCAGAGCGGACGCCACUGCAGCGCAAGCUGGAUGAGUUCGGGCGGCAGCUGUCCCGAGCCAUCUCUGUGAUCUGUGUGGCCGUGUGGGUCAUCAACAUCAGCCACUUUGCUGACCCGGCCCAUGGCGGCUCCUGGCUCCAUGGCGCUGUCUACUACUUCAAGAUUGCCGUGGCCCUGGCCGUGGCUGCCAUCCCUGAGGGCCUCCCGGCCGUUAUCACUACCUGCCUGGCUCUGGGCACACGGCGCAUGGCACACAAGAAUGCCAUUGUGCGGAGCCUGCCCUCCGUGGAGACCCUGGGCUGCACCUCAGUCAUCUGCUCCGACAAGACUGGCACACUCACCACCAACCAGAUGUCCGUCUGCCGGAUGUUCGUGGUAGCCGAGGCCGAAGCAGGCUCCUGCCAUCUGCACGAGUUCACCGUCUCAGGCACCACUUAUGCCCCGGAGGGCGAAGUGAGGCAGGAGGAGCAGCUUGUGCACUGUGGGCAGUUCGAUGGGUUGGUGGAGCUGGCGACGAUCUGUGCCCUCUGCAACGACUCGGCGCUGGACUACAACGAGGCUAAGGGCGUGUAUGAGAAGGUAGGAGAGGCCACGGAGACGGCUCUGACUUGCUUGGUGGAGAAGAUGAAUGUGUUUGACACCAACCUACAGGCCCUAUCCCGGGUGGAGCGAGCCAGUGCCUGCAAUGCGGUCAUCAAGCAGCUGAUGCGUAAGGAGUUUACCCUGGAGUUCUCCCGAGACCGGAAGUCCAUGUCAGUGUACUGCACACCUACUAGCCCUGGCCUGGCAGCCCAGGGCAGCAAGAUGUUUGUGAAGGGGGCUCCUGAGAGUGUGAUCGAGCGCUGCAGCUCAGUCCGAGUGGGAAGCCACACAGUACCCCUGACUGCCACGUGCAGAGAGCAGAUCCUGGCCAAGAUUCGGGAUUGGGGCUCAGGCUCAGACAUGUUGCGCUGCCUGGCGCUGGCCACUCGGGAUGCACCCCCAAGGAAGGAGGACAUGCAGCUGGACGACUGCAGCAAGUUUGUGCAGUACGAGAUGGACCUGACUUUUGUGGGCUGCGUGGGCAUGCUGGACCCUCCAAGGCCUGAGGUGGCUGCUUGCAUCGCACGCUGCCACCAGGCCGGCAUCCGUGUGGUCAUGAUCACAGGGGACAACAAAGGAACAGCUGUGGCCAUCUGCCGCCGGCUUGGCAUCUUCAGGGACACAGAGGACGUGGUGGGGAAGGCCUACACAGGUCGCGAAUUUGACGACCUCAGCCCUGAGGAGCAGCGCCAUGCCUGCCGCACAGCAUGCUGUUUCGCCCGUGUGGAACCUGCACACAAGUCCCGAAUCGUAGAGAACCUACAGUCCUUUAAUGAGAUCACCGCCAUGACCGGAGACGGGGUGAAUGAUGCCCCGGCUCUGAAGAAAGCAGAGAUUGGCAUUGCCAUGGGCUCUGGCACAGCUGUGGCCAAGUCAGCAGCCGAGAUGGUGCUGUCAGAUGACAACUUUGCCUCGAUCGUGGCCGCGGUGGAGGAGGGACGUGCCAUCUACAACAACAUGAAGCAGUUCAUCCGCUACCUCAUCUCCUCCAAUGUGGGCGAGGUGGUCUGCAUCUUCCUCACGGCAAUUCUGGGCCUCCCGGAAGCCCUGAUCCCUGUGCAGCUGCUUUGGGUGAACCUGGUGACAGAUGGGCUACCUGCCACAGCCCUGGGCUUUAACCCACCAGACCUGGACAUCAUGGAGAAGCUGCCAAGGAACCCUCAUGAGGCCCUCAUCAGCGGCUGGCUCUUUUUUCGAUAUCUGGCUAUUGGAGUGUACGUGGGCCUGGCCACGGUGGCUGCCGCCACCUGGUGGUUCCUUUAUGAUGCCGAGGGACCUCACGUCACCUUCUACCAACUGAGGAACUUCCUGAAGUGCUCCGAGGACAACCCACUCUUUGCUGACAUCGACUGCGAGGUCUUCGAGUCACGCUUUCCCACAACCAUGGCCUUGUCUGUGCUGGUGACCAUUGAAAUGUGUAAUGCCCUCAACAGUGUCUCAGAGAACCAGUCGCUGCUGCGGAUGCCGCCCUGGCUGAACCCUUGGCUGCUGGCCGCUGUGGCCAUGUCCAUGGCCCUGCACUUCCUCAUCCUACUGGUGCCGCCCCUGCCCCUUAUUUUCCAGGUGACCCCACUGAGUGGGCGCCAGUGGGUGGUGGUGCUCCAGAUAUCUCUGCCUGUCAUCCUGCUUGAUGAAGCCCUCAAGUACCUGUCCCGGAACCACAUGGAUGGCAUGCUCAGGACAGUCUCCCGGGCAUGGAGUGGGCAGCUACUGACCACCUCCGGGACCCUAGACCACACUGGAAGAGAAGGACCAGAAGUGAAUGCCGGGAACAGGGUGGAGUCUCCAGUGUGUACCUCAGACUGAUGAUGCCCAGGCCUUCACCCCGACUCUCCACACCGCCGUCACGCUCAUCGCUUGCUCACUGGGCCCUGCCAAGAGUCUCUGUCCCUGCUUCUGUACACAUGGGGGCUCUCUAAUUCAUGUCUCGGGGACUCUCCUGGGAAGUUCAGCUAUGAAGCUCUAGCCCAGGAGCUGCAGCCUGGGAGGGAUCUGCCCAGAAGCCAGGGAGCUGGCAGCACAUCCAGACAUGCAGAGCCCUCUACCCCCCAAAUCCAUGAGCACAUUCUGGAGCAGGCACCCCCCCCCCUUGCUUGGAGGCUGGGCAUUUACUUGGUGACUGGUGCCUCUACACUCAUGGAGGAACUCUUGCUUAGUGACUGGUCUGGGGCCUGGUCAGUAAGGGGGUGAAGUGGGGGAAACAUCUGGGCCCAGCUGUGCACACCAAGGGCAGGUAACCCCCUCCACUUUGUUUCCAUAAAACAGAAGAAUCAUGAGGGCUUGAGCCUCUUACUGUUUGUAUGCACAGGGGGUUGAAGGGUCAGAGAGAGGGACAUGGAAGUAGGGGAAGGGGGCUGGGCAAGGAUCCCCUUCCCAGGAGACAGCUGGCUUGCCUGCCUUGCUCUGGGCACCUCAGACUCAGAUUUCCCUGUCCUAAGCAAAUGAGAUAUACCAAGUCUCUCUCGGUGCUGCCCAGUCUGCCAAGCUCAGGCCGGAUUUGCCCUUCAUGUCCCUGGGGCCUAAGACCCCAGACAUCCUUGGGUACCUGAUCACUGUGCCCUUUCAGCCCAACCCUGUGUGCACCAUCCCACAGUCUACGCAGCUGGGUGAUUCUGAGUCCCCUAGACUCUUGGCCUCACUCUUUGCCUCCAACCCCACAUACCCAUGAGCCGAAAGGAUGUCAAUAAGAAUGGCUAGUUACCCAAGGGCACUUCCUCUCCCUCCCUCAUUGCUGGAGGAAUGUGUGUUGGAUCAUGUCUGAUGAUGGGAAAAGAGUGUUUGAUGGACAUAAAUGUUCUUUUAACUCCGCUUUUGCCCCUUUGGCAAAAAUUAGGGCUCCAGUACUGUGGCCUCUUACCUUACCUCUCCCCGGUCCCCUCCUCUCUCAAAGUCCCCAGAGAGGCCCCAUAAAAGAAGCAGAGUUGGGCAGGGCUCCCCCGGGCACCAGCCCGCAGAGAUUCUCCGCUUCUUUCCUGCCGGACGAUUGGCAGACCUGGAGGUGGGGGAGGGUGGUGAGGCCCUAUACCCAUCUGUUGACAUGCAGUUGGUAGAGAAAUAAAGGUUGAGUGCCUGGGGCAACAGAG
Messenger RNA from Zalophus californianus (California sea lion), 4584 nucleotides. RefSeq names its product ATPase sarcoplasmic/endoplasmic reticulum Ca2+ transporting 3 (gene ATP2A3). The transcript is spliced from 22 exons. NCBI's taxonomy places the organism in Eukaryota, Metazoa, Chordata, Mammalia, Carnivora, Otariidae. Gene Ontology annotation, cellular component: membrane. Gene Ontology annotation, molecular function: P-type calcium transporter activity; ATP hydrolysis activity; ATP binding. The record is from RefSeq and is a predicted model, not a curated record. Gene Ontology annotation, biological process: intracellular calcium ion homeostasis; calcium ion transmembrane transport. The coding region runs from base 191 to 3307 and encodes 1038 amino acids.